This is a messenger RNA of Erpetoichthys calabaricus (reedfish), 3992 nucleotides long. RefSeq names its product zinc finger protein 678-like. The record is from RefSeq and is a predicted model, not a curated record. The transcript is spliced from 3 exons. Bases 353 to 2563 code for a protein of 736 amino acids. NCBI's taxonomy places the organism in Eukaryota, Metazoa, Chordata, Cladistia, Polypteriformes, Polypteridae. Gene Ontology annotation, biological process: regulation of transcription by RNA polymerase II. Gene Ontology annotation, cellular component: nucleus. Gene Ontology annotation, molecular function: RNA polymerase II cis-regulatory region sequence-specific DNA binding; DNA-binding transcription activator activity, RNA polymerase II-specific.
UAACCCGGAAGAAGAAGUUGCCGUGUUGUUGAAGCUUAGGAGGAAAGAGACCGAUCACACUGUUGGUUUGUAUUGAAGUGGAAAGGCAUGGAGAGUGUGUGAUUAAAUUGACGUUAAGCUGCAGAAGAAGCUCGUUUUCUAAGAGACACACUGACUCAGCGACGGGAAAGGCUACCUGCAGACAGGACGUCUGUUUUUACAGAAGGACGGCGUUUAGGUUGAACCGCAGUUGUGUCAACAUCACACUUUUCAUCCCCACUGAGAGAAACUGGAGGAUGCCUUUUUAAUGUAGAGGGCUCUACCUUAAGGUAGGCAACAGCAGAACUUUGCAAAUGUGAGGAAGUGGUGAGACAUGGAGAAAGACACCUCUGUUUUUGACAUGAAAUCCUAUCUGGGACAUUUCAUGGGAAAGCAGUCAAGUCUCAUUAAGGAAGAGGAUUGUGAGGCUGCCAGUGUAUUACAGCACAGACCAUGUUUGAAGGAAGAGGAAGAGGAAACUGUUAGUGUGAAAGAGGAGGUUUUGAGACCAAUAACUGUGAAGACUGAGUUCAAGGAGGUAACUGAAGAGAGAAAUGAGCAGAUGUCACCUGAGACACACACUGUAAUGGAUUUUCAAGGAGGCAUCAUCUCGGCUGUUUCACCAGACCACCAGAACCCUCUUCAAUGCAAAGAUCCUCAGAUGGACUGUAUGCAAAGUCCUAGGAAAUGUGAACCUCUUAAAGAGAGUGUGUACGUGGCCUAUUUCCAAGACGCCGGUCUGCCUGUUCUAAAGCUGACUGGAACAGACUGUCAAGAACAGAUUAACAAUACAAAUCCAUUAGCGAUGACUUUGAGAACAUCUCCAUCAUGCUCCUCCAAGAAAGAAAAAACUGUGGAAAAGUCCUAUAGGUGUUCUGAAUGUGGUAAGCAACUCUCCAGUUUAAGCCACCUUAAAACACACACAAGAAUUCAUACGGGUGAGAAGCCAUAUCAGUGUUCAGAAUGUGGAAAAGAGUUCUCACAAAUCAGUAAUCUUCACACACAUCAAAGAACACAUUCUGGUGAGAAGGCAGUUCACACCAGAGAUAAGCAGUUUUCUUGUCCUGAAUGUGGCAAGAAAUUCUCUUAUUUAAGCCGUCUUAAAACUCACACAAGGGUUCACACUGGAGAGAAGCCGUACCGUUGUGUUGACUGUGGUAAACAAUUCUCCCAAAUAAGCAAUCUUUACACACACACAAAAAUUCACUCUAAAGUUAAACAGUAUUUCACCAGCAAGUGUGGUGCGCAAUCUUCACAAAUAAGGAAUCUAAGUCCAUAUCAAAGAUUUUUUUCUGGAAAGAAACCAUAUUGCUGUUCUGAAUGUGGUAAGAAAUUCUCUGGCAUAAGCUAUCUUAAAAUACACACAAGAAUACACACCGGAGAGAAGCCUUAUUGCUGUUCUGAAUGUGGAAAAAGAUUCUCACAAAUGAGCAAUCUAUACACACACAAAAGAAUUCACUCUGGAGACAAACCACAUUGCUGUACUGAAUGUGGCAAAGGGUUUUUUCACCUUGAUCGGCUUAGAAACCACCUGAGAAUUCAUACAGGAGAAAAACUAUAUAGUUGUUCUACAUGUGGAAAACAGUUCUCCCAACGAAGCAGUCUUUACACACACAUUAAAAGCCACACAGGAGAGAAGCAAUACUGCUGUCAAGAAUGUGGGAAGAACUUUUCCUGUUUAAGCCGUCUUAAAACUCAUAAACGAAUUCACACUGGAGAAAAGCCUUAUGGCUGUUCAGAAUGUGACAAACGAUUCUCACAGAUCAGCAAUCUUUAUACUCACAAAAAAAUUCACUCCAGAGGGAAAUCACGUGUCAGUGCAAAUUAUGGUGAACAGUCUUCCCAAAUAAGAAAUCUUGUCACAAAUGAAAAAAAUCAUUUGAAAGAAAAGCCCUAUUGCUGUCCUCAAUGCAAUAAACAAUUCUCUAGACUAAGCUAUCUUAAAACACAUGCAUUAAUUCACACUGGAGAGAAGCCUUACUGCUGUUCACAAUGUGGGAAGCAAUUCUCACAAAUAAGCAAUCUUCACACUCAUGAAAAAAUUCACUCUGGAGAAAAGCCACAUUGUUGUGUUGAAUGUGGUAAAAGAUUCUUACACCUAGAUAGUCUUAAUAAACACAUGAGAAUUCAUACAGGAGAAAAACCAUAUUGUUGUUCUGUAUGUGGGAAGCGAUUUGCACAAAGGAAUAAUCUUCACACACAUACAAAAAUUCAUACAGGAGAGAAUCAGAUUCAUGCUGGAGAGAAGCAAUAUUGCUGUCCUGAAUGUGGCAAGAAAUUUUCCUGCUCAAGCCGCCUGAAAACUCACUUAAGAAUUCACACUGGAGAGAAACCCUAUUGCUGUUCUGAAUGUGGGAAGCGAUUCUCACAAAUGAGCAAUCUUUAUACACAUGAAAGAAUUCACUCUGGAGAGAAACCACAUUGCUGUGCUCAGUGUGGUAAACGCUUCUUGCACACACACAGUCUUCAUAGACACAGAAAAAUUCAUGCUGAAGAAAACAAAAUGGAAAAAAUGAAUUUGUCCUCUAUUGUAAGUCGCGCUUAAACUGUCAUUGGAAAGGAGUGCAUCUUUUACAAAUCUGUUACAUCUGUGAACUAACAAAGUCAACAUAGCCUGCAUGAUAACAAUAACAACGGACAAGACUGCAAAUGGUAUGUCUCCUGGCUUUAUACUCCCAAUCUUUUUUUUUUUUUUUUUUAUUAAGGCUUUUGUGAAGAGUAAAGUAAAGGUAAAAAAAGCAUCCUUCAUAAAAAUAGUCGAAGAACAGGUAAAUUUUAAUUUCUGUGAAAAUGUUGUUCAUGAUCAGGGUGCACAGUUGUGUCAUGCAAGAGAAAAUAGUAAAGCAGCCCAAUUCGCCAGUGCAGAUUUUGUCAAAAGUGCAUGACUGUGAUACCUAAAAGACCCUGGGAGAAAAAUGCAAGAAGGAAGAGUUCCUGAUGACUUGGAAGCAUACUCUUCACCCAAAGUUGUUCAAAGGUUCGUAAAAAAUUGAGUGUGCCAUUUAUGUGAUCUUAUUUAUUUUUGAACAAGUACAGUACCCAAAAUGCAUAAAAAGCACAUUAACCUAAAUUCCUCUAAGAAAAAAAAAGUAUUCUUGGUAUACGUACAUAUUGAUAAAAAAUAAUUGCAAACUUCUUCUCUGUCAGUUUGAAGUGGACAGAAAUGUAAAACCAAGCCUUCAAACAAUGUGAUUUCUAAAUGGGAGAGUAAAAAUUGUGUUUAGAUUUACUUAUUUAGCAAGUUCCUUAAGGCUUUUUAAAUUACUUCUCAGAAUGACCAGCACAAAUGACAAAAUGCAACACAAGCAGCUGUAACAAAAUGCAGAGGAGAUGAUAAAGGCUUGAGGCCCCAGUUUGAUGGUUUUUGGAAUUUGUUUAAAUGUAAUUUUAUUGUCUGUAUACCAAAAGAGGAGGAAUUAGGAAGGACUUGAUGUGAUGUCCAUUUUUGAGUUCUGGAAACAGAAAUGGAGAUUGUCGUCAUAUACAGAUGUAAUCUCUCACUCCAGUUCCUCCGGUGUCCUGAUAAAUCUGUCCUUGUAAGACACUCACAUGGCAGAAUGUUAAAAGACCUACUGGUGAGGUUGAUACCUUUCUUGGCAGUGCACCAUGGACAAAAUUUGACUAGCAAAAUGUUACGUAGUUAAGAAAUGUGAUCUUUGACAGGUGAGCAAUUAAAUACUUGGACCAUACUGUCAUUUACAUAUGGGUUUGCAGAACUAUCUUUACCACAGCUCAUUCCUUACAGAAAUUUAAAGGAAUCAAAGUCUGUCAUCCACCUUGCACAAGUCUACAUUUUUGUAACAUUUUAAAUUAAGAAAAUGUAAUUCUGUAAAAACAAACACUAAUGUUUCAAAUCAAUAUGAAAAUGGUAUACCGAUACUUGGAAGUAUUUUGUUUUUGAAGUGUUGCUGGCACUUUUAAUAAGCCCCAGAUAACAGAAUUAUGAUUGUAUCAGAAUGGGACCCCAUUAAGUG